Molecule: messenger RNA, 1330 nt
Organism: Carassius carassius (crucian carp)
Lineage: Eukaryota; Metazoa; Chordata; Actinopteri; Cypriniformes; Cyprinidae
Gene: hpgd
Product: 15-hydroxyprostaglandin dehydrogenase
Exons: 7
Coding region: 61-846 (261 amino acids)
Cellular component (GO): cytoplasm
Molecular function (GO): oxidoreductase activity, acting on the CH-OH group of donors, NAD or NADP as acceptor
Source: RefSeq, a predicted model, not a curated record
GCCUCCUUCUGACUGUACGCCUACAUAAAGCAUUGCACGGCGCGCUCGGCGCUGAGCAGCAUGAGUCUCCACGGGAAAGUGGCUCUGGUCACCGGCGGCGCGCAAGGCAUCGGAAGAGCCGGGGUGGAACAUCUCCUGGAGAACGGGGCGAAGGUUGCACUGGUAGACCUGAACCAAUCUGUGGGAGAGGAAUGUAAAAGCGAUCUAGAUGGCCAGUUUGGAGAGGAUAAUUGUAUUUUUAUCCAAUGUGACGUGACUGACUCGGGGAAACUUAGAGAUGCCUUUCAAAACACAGUAGAGAAGUUUGGUCGGUUGGAUAUUGUCAUCAAUAAUGCUGGAAUCAACAAUGAGAAGAACUGGGAAAAGACCAUUGAAGUAAAUUUGACAUCUGUCAUACAGGGGACAUAUUUAGCACUAGAACACAUGAGUAAAGAGUACGGAAAAGAUGGAGGGGUUAUCAUCAACAUUUCAUCUAUGGCAGCAUUUCUGCAUUCUCCUCACCAGCCAGUAUACACAGCAACAAAGCAUGGGGUGAUUGGAUUUUCAAGAGCCAUUGCAGACGCAUCUGAACAGGGCAAUUAUGGAGUGAGGAUCAACACACUGUGCCCAGCCUUCGUGGACACCCAACUCCUUCGCACUGUGGAGCAUGAGGAAACAAUGGGCAAGUUUGUCAAGUACAAAGAUGAAUUCAAGCAACGGAUGGACAAGUAUGGCGUUCUCAAACCAUCUCUGAUUGCAGAAGGAAUGCUGCGAAUGAUAACGGAUGAAAGCCUAAACGGAGCUGUGAUGAAGAUCACCUGUUCUAAAGGGAUUCACUUCCACACCUAUGAACCUCUCUCAGCUUGAGAGCGAUGCCUUCAUCAAUCAUGUUCGUCUUUUUUCUCUCCUCUCCGUUCUUCAUCGGAACAUUUAUUUUAUUGAAGUCUAGUGCAGGCACCUCAAACCGCAACUUUUAAAGACACAAACCUAUGGCGCAUUUAAAAAAAUAAAAAGGGACGGUAUAAGUUUUCCUAUCAAUCAUUUUAGUUUUUAAAACCAAAAAGGACUGCAUACUGGUAUUCGGGCCUCUUUCAUUUUUUUUUGUCAUGCCCUUGAACAUUAAUUUGAAUGCUGUAAACUGCUUUACUGUAAGUGGUUUUGAGAAAAGAUAAUCAUAUUUAUUAAUAAUUCAGUUAUUGUUUUCGAGUCAAUCGUACCUCAAUAUAUAUCAAUGAUUUUUUGUAUAGUUUUUGUAUAAUAUUUUAGAUAUAUAUCUUUGUGGCAAAGAGAGUAUCUUUUAUUAUGUAUACCUUAUGUAGAAAUCAACCAAUAAACUUCUAAAAAAUACAAA